AGCAAAGGUAACAGAAAAUAGCAGAAUAGUAGCUAAUCCAAAUCAGUUACCUACCUACAUACACAAAAACAGUACACAACAAUCUAAAUUACACUUCAUUAAUUUACAGUAAAUGAUUUUUAAUUAAUAUCUAAGAAGGACUUAAUUAAUAAUAAAAGGCAGUAGGGCUACCACCUAAUGAAAGGCAGUAGGGCUACCACCUAAUGAAAGGUAGUAGGGCUGCCACCUAAUGAAAGGCACCAGGAUCUCCUGCUGACUAUCACAAUGAAAGACAGUAGGAAGUGGAUGACCAGUUUCCCACCAUGCACUACAGCUCCGGAGCCCCGGUUUAUAACCCACACGCUACAUGGGUGAACUGCAACAAGUCAAAAACGGAGGAAGGGGAUCUUUUAGCCUCGAUCCAAGGCCGCACUGAAGAUGAAUGAGGAUGUGGUACGGAUCAUCAUAAUAAUUAUGCAUAAUUAUUAUGCAUAUCCACUGGAUAGACUUCGCAGUUUUGAAAUUGAUCAUCUUUACCUAUUAAUUUUAAAUGAGUGAUUUUUAUCCAUGGCUACUCUGAGAGACAGGGGAGUGCCUAAGAACAAUCUUCAAGAGCAUUUGGCCCGCUACAAGUCUACCAACAGGGAGAGCUCAAGUUCCAUAGCAACCUCACAACCUGAAAGAAAGAAAUCGUUUACGUUCCACAAAGUGACUGCUCCAUCAUCAGGUUCCUUAACGACAGGGUUCACCCCACCAUUCAAGCCCAAUGGCGGACACACCAAACCUACACAGUCCAUCCCAAAUACUGUUCCAAGCUUCCAAGGAAGGCAACAGUUGCCACCAAAUCAGCGAAGAACAAGCCUCACAUUUAACACCAGUCAAGCAUCAUGCGAAUCUACCCCACACAAUCAGAAACCAUCCAUACGCGUAACUAGCUUCUUCAACUCCGAUGCCAAUUCCUCAUCUUCAUUAUCACAUACAGCUGGCAAUUAUCAAGAGCAACGGAAAAACCCGUUAGUUGCCAAGGUGGCUCCUGUAUCAUCCCAACCAUGCACACUCAAAGGAACAUCAUCUAUUGGAGCGGAAACAACAGUUCAUAAGAACUAUUCCAAUAGUAUGACGUCAAGGCCGAGUUAUAGUCCAGUGUGUAUGAAACCACCCGGCUCCAGCCUGUUAGGGUCCACCCCACACAUCGGCCUCACACCCUCACAGCCUCACACACUCACACCCUCACAGCCUCACACACACCUAACAUCUCCCAUCGCACAUCAGGCGGGCUUGGCGGAGGUGCACAGAGAGCUGUACAGUCUGAUGAAUGACGUGUGUGAUCUCCUCUCCGAUGUACCACCUGCUACCGUCUCCUCUCUCCUGGGAACAGCUGCUGCACAUAUUCAGAGAAAACUAGCCAAGAGGAAACUGCUCCAAGCUCAAGAGCAGGAGCUACAACAGCAACAGUCCUCUUCUCCGCUAACGGCCUCCACAAUUUCCCAAUCAUCGAUCGCCCAAUCCUGUUCCUCUGUGACCUCUCCAUUUCCCCGGCAACUGCCCGCCUCACUCAGCCCUUACAAGCCUCCCACACACCAAGCAUCGUAUGGCAUGGAGUCUUCGCUUGAAUCAGACGCUGCGUUUACAGUUGAUGUUGGAAGUCGGAUGACUACAAGGGAGAGUUUCGAUGACGAUUUUGACUGCUUGAUUGGAGAUGAUUUCGAUGAGUGGGAUGACAUGGAGAGUGAUGAAGUAGCCACUGCUGGACGACCACCCUCUGUUACACAAUCUAUUGCCACCACAAGACCUACACCACAGCGACCACCUCCUAGAAGUUUUUUGGGUGGUGGUAGUAGUGUGGCCUGCGGGACUAGUGGACCCAGCAAGCAGCUGGAGAGGAGAAAGGAGGCCACACCCACGGACAACGCUCACGAGUUCAGGGGGCAGUACCCUCACACACAGAACAUGUUCAAGAUCUUCAAACAGAUAUUUGGCCUAAAGCAGUUUCGUCUGAAUCAGCUAGAGGCAGUCAAUGCAGUCAUUUUGAACAAGGACUGUUUCAUUCUCAUGCCAACAGGCGGGGGUAAGAGCCUCUGCUACCAGCUGCCAGCUCUCGUGUCCCCCGGAGUCACUGUCGUCGUCUCCCCUCUGCGCUCACUCAUACAAGACCAAGUGCAGAAACUAUGUAGCUUAGAGGUUCCAGCACGCUGUUUGUCGAGUGACAUCACCAAGAGUGAGGAGAACGAGGUCUACUCGUCCCUGUCCCUCCGUACCCCCACCAUCAAACUCCUGUACCUCACUCCAGAGAAGCUUGGAGCUAGCAUGAAGCUGCAGUCCACACUGAGAGCACUGCACAACAGAAACAUGCUAUCCAGGUUUGUGAUAGACGAGGCCCACUGUAUCAGUUCGUGGGGGCACGACUUCAGGCCAGACUACAAGCGAUUGUGUGAGCUGCGUCAGAAGUAUCCCGGUGUGCCCAUUGUGGCCCUCACUGCUACGGCCACUCCUCGAGUGAGAGCUGACGUACUCCAUCAGCUCAACAUCACCUCCUCCUGCAAAUGGUUCACGCAGAGCUUCAAUCGUAUCAACCUCCAGUAUUCCAUAGUGCCCAAGAAGCCCAAGAGAGCUGUACAGGAUAUUGUAGACCUUGUCAAGACCUCCUUUAAGGACCAGUCUGGGAUCAUCUAUUGUCUGUCGAGGAAGGACUGUGAUAAAAUGGCGGACGAGCUGUGCAAUGCAAACGUUGCUGCCCUGAGUUACCACGCUGGCCUGGGGGACUCGGAGAGGUCAAUGGCGCAGCAGAGAUGGGUACAGGAGGACCAAUGCAAGGUGGUGUGUGCUACUAUUGCCUUCGGUAUGGGCAUUGACAAGCCUGAUGUUCGCUUCGUGAUCCACCAUUCUCUGCCCAAGUCAGUGGAGGGCUACUAUCAGGAGGCUGGUAGAGCUGGGAGGGAUGGACUGCCUGCCCGUUGCAUUCUCUUCUACAACUAUUCCGACAUGACACGACUUCGCAGGAUGAUCCAGCUGGAAAAACUUCGACGCGAACAGGAGAGAGUACACUUGGAUAACCUCUACCGUAUGGUGCAAUAUUGCGAGAAUGAGACUGACUGCAGACGGGCGCAACUAUUGCAAUAUUUUGCCGAGACGUUUGAUUCUUCGCUGUGUCAAAACAGUACCACACCGUGCGACAACUGCCAGUCUCAGACACCCUACAGGAAAGAAGACGUGACGGAGCUUGUUCGAGUUAUCGUGCAAAGUGUUCAGCAAGUUACAAGAGACCAGUACACUCUUAUCCAAUAUGCCUGUGCUUUGAAAGGUUCUGUGUCCAACAAAGUAAUUUCUAGUGUUCUCAGCUCUCUGCCACUUUAUCGAAGGGGCGAAAAAUGGUCCAAACAUGAUUUGGAACGAUUGCUUCACAUGUUAGUUUUGAACGACAUACUUUGUGAGAAUCUUACGAUUGGUGCUCAUGACAACGUGGUGAGCUACGUCAAGCUUGGCUCUAAAGCAUACGAUGUCUUGAGUGGAAAAAUCACCGGCAUCAUAAUGAAUAUCAAGGGCAAAGCAUCAAAGGGAGGCAAUAAAGGAGGAGUAGACAAAGGACAAACUAAAGAAGAGCAAUUAAAAACCGAAUGCUACAGCGUAUUACAACGUCAGAGAACUAUCACUGCGUCUCGAUUGAUGCUCAAGAAUCCGGAGACUCUAGUGUCCAGUUUGGCCCUUCAAGAGAUGUCUCAGAACCUUCCCACAGACAAAGACGGAAUGAUGGCCGUGAAUGGAGUCACAGAGAGCAACUGGAAGAGAAUGAACGGAGAACUGUUUCUCGAAAUAACGUGUGAAUAUGCUGCAAAGAUUGCCAGUGUUCAGAGUGAAGCAAGCAAGGGGAAAUCACCUUAUUUUGAAAGCGAGAACACGCCCCCUAAUGCUCCUUCAGUCGGUCGAGGGAAACGGAAGAGAGAUGCACCACCAAAGAACUCGAGCAAGAAAGCCAAGAUGAAGCAGAGUGUUCUAAUGCCAGCUGCUACUGUUGCUGAUAUUGUAACUGAUGAAGACGCUUUUGAGCAACCCCCUAGCUCAUUUUUAAGUGCUCGUAAACCUGGUCUGAUGCCACCACCUAAACCAAAACCAAAACGAACAUAAUUAUAGAUUAGAUAGCUUUCACCAUCUGACUAUGUCUAUCAUCAUCCCUUAGCUUUAUUUCAUUCUUUACAUUACAUUAUUUCUUUAAUUCGCUGUUCUCAACGUUUAUCAUGCUCGUAAUAAUUAUGUAAUACUAAAUUUCAUACAAUU
Molecule: messenger RNA, 4251 nt
Organism: Halichondria panicea
Lineage: Eukaryota; Metazoa; Porifera; Demospongiae; Suberitida; Halichondriidae
Product: recQ-like DNA helicase BLM
Exons: 12
Coding region: 547-4101 (1184 amino acids)
Biological process (GO): DNA replication; double-strand break repair via homologous recombination
Cellular component (GO): nucleus; cytoplasm; chromosome
Molecular function (GO): 3'-5' DNA helicase activity; four-way junction helicase activity; ATP binding
Source: RefSeq, a predicted model, not a curated record